This is a messenger RNA of Schistocerca gregaria, 5344 nucleotides long. RefSeq lists its product as uncharacterized. NCBI's taxonomy places the organism in Eukaryota, Metazoa, Arthropoda, Insecta, Orthoptera, Acrididae. Gene Ontology annotation, biological process: cell-matrix adhesion. The coding region runs from base 250 to 4212 and encodes 1320 amino acids. The transcript has 23 exons. The record is from RefSeq and is a predicted model, not a curated record. Gene Ontology annotation, cellular component: cell surface.
ACAUUCCGUUCCGUCAGGUGCCUCUUCGACAAAUGUGAAUCUACUUUUGUUUGUUUCCCAUUGGAAAUCCAGAGAUCCAGAAACUUACGAUAACCGCAUGACGGCGCUGGCAGCCAAACUCAUGAGCAUAGCGGUCUCUGACCAGUUUCUCCAGUAGACUGCAACCAGCAGAGUGAGAACUUUUCCGCCAACUGCGAUACUCGGGAAGUGAACUCUGAGGUAAACACUGGGCGUGGAGUGUGUGUUGAUAUGGGGAGAGCGACUAGCAUGGGCGGUGGGACGCUGUUGGCGUGCUGCUGUGUCGUACUGGGACUGGUUUCUAGUGCAGAAUUAAAUGAGAAUUCACAAGACAAAUUCUUCUGUAUACUCAAAGAAAAAACUAACUGCAAUGAAGAUGUUGCUGCCGAAACUGAAAAGGUGUUCACAAGCCUAGGAAAUCACUAUUCAAGUAUUUCAGAAGAAACACGAAAAAUAAUUGAAAAUGAGAAUCCAAGUAAUUUUUCAUCAUAUGUUCUUUCAUCUUUGCAUGUUAAUCUCCUAAGUCUUCUGCCUGAUAGCUAUUUGCAAAACAUAACUGGUUCUGCAGUAGCUGAAGUUAUAAAAACCCACAUCCAAAAUGAAGCUGUGGUGAUAAAAUACUUAGCGCUUCUUAACAGCAGAAAUCAGCAAAAGGAUUUUCUUGAAAGUAUGGUGAAUGUUACACUGCCAGUUACUGUACAACAAAAGCUAGCAUCAGUAAUGUCUACUUGGUUGCCAUUGGAUGAUUGGACAGCUGAUGAUUUUCUAUCUGCAAGGGAUGUUGGAAACCCUGUUCUAGCAUAUCUUCCAGCAGCACUCUUAAUCAAUGUCCCAGAUAAAACCGCAUUAAAAUUCUUGUUGCAUCUUAAUGAAUGGAAAGGAUCUGAUCCUGCAAAUAAGUGGAGUGACAAGCCAGAGUCAGUAAAGAGGAUUUGGUCAUACUUGUCUGCAAGGGAGCUAUAUCCACAACCAUUGGAGAUGUGGACAAUACGGAACUUAAAACUGGAGGGCUUUCUCCUAGAAGGAACUACUUCUGAUGAAUUGAAGAAGUUAAAUUUAAGGCACAGCGAUAGCCUUAAACUAAUAAGUGAACUGCAACUUAAUAAGAUUCAGGUCCGCACGAUCUUCGAUAUGCUGUAUGGGAAUCUCAGUGAAUUCAGCUUGGAAAACUUUGAUGAUGUGAGAAUAUUCAUUCCCUUUCUCUUACCAAUGCACAUACAGAAAUUUGUCUUGGGACUUGCUGAUGCAGUGCCAUUAACAAAUCUUGUGUUAAAAAUGGAUGAUCAUUCUCUGCCUUUAGUGAAACAGUUAUUUGAAUACCACAUUGCAAAACUGGUUUUAGAGGAUAAAAUAGAAAAUGAAUAUCCUGAAUCAUGGAAGCAAAAUAUCUCUUAUAUAUCACACUUCGCAUUUUUGCUACCAAAAAGGGCUUUACAAUCUUACAGCAUGGAUAGUCUUCCCAUUCAAAUACUGUCAAGACUUGCCACAACUAAGCUAUCAAGAAAACAGGCAGAGUUGCUGAGUGGAAAAAAUGAUCCAGAACUUCUUUUGAGUUUAGAAGGAUUUGUGAAAUCUGUACCAUCAUCAGUGAUUUCCAGUCUUGAGAUUGGAGGUCUAAAGCAGGAAAUGCUGUUUAAUUUAAUAACUAAUAUUGUCACUGCAGCUCACGCUCAGGAUGUGACUUAUCUUCCUGUGCCAACUCGGAUGCAAAUUUUGACAGUACUACAAAAAAUAAGACCUUACUUGGCUGAGAGAAGCAUUCUGGAAAGUAUAUAUAAGAGUGGAAAUCCAGGUCAUUUUUUCACAUUUAUAUCACCUAAGGAAUUAUUGGAGAUAGAAAAGAAGCUGAGAGGCACCCUAUCAGAUGUUUCUUUUGAACACUUUGCACAGGACUUCAGUGGACUACCACAAAAUACACUUUCAGUUCUCCUGGGGAGUAUCAGAUCUAAAAUAUUAGAGAGAAAUGAUUCUUGGACAUUGAAUUCAUUAACUGAAUUAAAUCAGUUGAUCCUUGGAAUGACCUGCAAUGAUGUUGCUGUUAUUGAUACUCUUGACAUACUUCAGAUACUUCAACUGUACAACAAAUAUGUCAGACUUGCAAGAAUGGAAUAUCCUAAGGACCUACAGUAUUGUUGGCUCCAAGUCCUCCCAGACUACUUUCUUAUGAAAGGCAAAGUCAGAGGCCAUAGUGCAACUGCUGAUUUUACUGAAGAGGUGGAAAGGGCAGAUACCUAUGCUAUUGGAGGUUUUGUAUUGGGUGGUCUUUCCCCAAUGAUCAUUUCACAAGCACCAGACAGAUUCCAUAUACUUAAUGCCAUUGGUGAACUAUCUCCAAUGGAGCUGUUGCAGUCGAUGAAUAAUGAAAACCCAACAGAUUAUGCUACAUUAUUUGUUGAGAAACAUAUUACAGGCCAAACUAUCGAACUCAAUGAUUUAUUGAACAUGGGAACCCUCACCAAUUUUUUGAAAGUCAGUGACAUUAACAAAAUUCAGCCUAAAGCCUUCAAAUUGUUUUUAGAAGUUGUUCCACAGGAAAAUAAAGUUUUGUGCACCUCCUCCAUUGCAAUGGAAGCUUGGUGCAAUCUAAUAAAUGAAACAUUUGGAGCACCAAGACUGUGGAGCAGUAGUAGUUUGGCAUCUAUGGGCGAUUUACUCAUAGUAUGUCCCCACACAUUUUUGCUAGAUGUUCCUGAAACAAGCUGGAUUAAUGCCAUAGAUGUACUGACAAAUACAACAUAUUACCAUAAAAAGGGAAAAUUUCUGGGUGAAACAUCACAUUUAUCUUUCAUUCAGAUGUGUCUGAAGUUCUUAAAGGCUACUGAUCAUGGAAAUUACCUAAAAUCUGUAAAAGAACUGAUGCAUUUGUACUUAAUAGCUACACAAGAAGUCCUAGAUAAAAUUAUUCCUGCUGCUCAUAUUGUGCAUGCCAAUAAAGCAGCAAAUACAACUAAGUCACACAAUGUAAAGUUCCAUAGUGUGUUUGGAAGAGUAAAUGAACAGCUGACAAAAAUUGAAGUGCUGAACAUGGAUGAACAAAAUCGAACCAAAAGAGAACUUGGCUCCUCUGUGGCAGCUUCAUCUAAAAAUUUUAAUCCACAAAAUGAGCCUGGUAACAGUUUAAGAGCAGCUGUAAUGAAAAAUGCUCAUGAAACAACUGAAGACUCAAGGGUAAAGGAACUUGGCAGCUCACCUAUAACAGAGCAUAGCAAUGUGGAGGAUGAAGAUUCUCUUUCUGCUACAGAUUUACAGAAAGUAAAUAUUGUUAGCAAUCUUACAUGUGUUGCUAUAAAAGCAAGUGGAAUUGGUGCUUACCUUGGCCUAAAGGAGGAAGAUAUAGAAAAUAUGGUUAAUGAUGAAACUGAAGAAUGUCUUGACAUUUUUGGUGCCCUAGACCUUGGACAAAGGGCACAAAAGGUUGUGUGGAACACACUUGGCAAGGCCUUUCUACUGACAAAUUUACUGGAUCUUGGCCACCUAGUGAAAGUAAUGGGAAUGAAUGACAUAAGUGAAGUGAAAUUAAAUAACAAGAGAUUCUACAUGGAAACAAUAGCAGCAUUAGGUGAAGAAAUAGAUGAUCCAAAAUUGAUCAGAAUUUUAGCAACCAAGUGGUUAAUUGAUAAUCUGAAUAAGACCUUACCAACAGAAGCAGUUGGAGCUUUGGGAAACAUUAUUUGUGGUUUACCGACGCCCACUAUCACAGACUUGCUUAGUAAGGACAGAGCCUUUGCUAAACUUUUACCUGUAUUGAGAAACAUAAAGGGGUGUCCAAUGAUGUGCUUGCAGGAUCUUGCAGCAGUAGCUGUAAGAAAUUAUGGAGAUCCAAGCACAUGGAGUUCAGAAGACAUUUCUGCUUUAGGCGUUAUAAUGGCCGGAUUGAAUACCAGACAUUGGAAAUCACUGAAAGGAACUCGGGGUAACUUCCCCCUCUGUGGAUUGACUUCUCGUGCUGUGCAAUGUUUACCUCUCAAUGUGAUUAAGGAUCUUACAGUUGAACAAGUGGCAUCCCUGCUUCCAAGUGCUGUUUCAGUGAGUGAAGACAAAUUCUCUGUGUUGCCGGAACAACAAAAAGAAAUACUAAAAAAAACAUUGAGACGUCAAGAGAGAGAUGUAAUUAAUAAAUCAGUGUGUAAUUUCGUUUUAAAUAUACAAACAGUCAUUAUGUUAACUAUUUUAUGGUUUCAUUUAAUCUUUUAGUUACAUGGAAAAAUGUUACAUCUAUCAUUUGUCAUAAUGGUGUUAUUUACAGUUCAUGUGCAAAUAGUUUUGUGUUGGUAUUCUAUCCAAUAAAUGUGUUGUACUUUUAUAUAUCUUUUAUUUCUCACAAUUGCUAUUUAUUCUGCAUAAUGACAAAUGACUAAUUACAUUUUAAUCCAUUGUAGGAAACAGAUCAUGUUGAGAAUUAGCAGUAAAGGUAUUGCAACAGCCUUUGAUUAGUUAAAGGUGUGUCAAGUUCAUUCUGAUAAACUGAUGCUAGAUGUUGAGAGAUCCAGUUAAAUAUGUCACAGUUGAAACAAUAGUCAUUUCUCUGCAUUGAUUAGUGGUGGACAAUCUCACAAAUUUUCAAGCUACUUAAGUCUUGGGCCAUGAUUUGAUAAUGGACAUUAUUGUCCGAAACCAAUCAGCAUGAAGAAAUGACUGUUACUGCAACUAUGAUGGAUUGUGAAAGAAAAUAGACUAUCGAUAUUGCUGUUAUUGCAAAUAGUCAUGAUAUAUUUUAUUUUCUUCUACUUUUCAUGAGACAAUUACAUGAGCAUUUCACAAUAUCAUAACUGAGUUUGGUCAGCCAGUUGCAUUCAAAUGACCAAUACAUAAAAAGAGGAGACAUGGGAUCAUUAUAGCCCCUUGCAGGUCCGGGGGUAAGAAUAGGCCCGAGGUAUUCCUGCCUGUCUUAAGAGGCAACUAAAAGGAGUCUCUCACAUUUUGGCCUUUGUGAUGGUCCCCUGUAGGGUUUGACCUCCAAUCUUCAAAAUUUUUCCAAAGAGCAAGCCAGUUGGGAAAGGGCGCCUUAUAAGGUGCAUCAUGUCCAUUGUGCCUUGAGAUCUGUAGCCCGCUUUCUCAUUGUUGCAUUGCAGUCCUGCUCAUUCUCUCUCUCUAGAGUGAGGACACCUUCCUGGGUGCAUCUUCCACCAUGCACUAUGCAGUGUCGCUGUCUUCACCGAUGAUGACCAUGCACUUGUUUGCACCUGAUACCCAGCAUAGUAGGCAGUCCGUUGUGGUGGGGCUGCCAUGUGCCUUGUUUGUUGUAGCCCCCUGACAACACAGGGAUUGCUCUGCUGAUACCUGUGCCUUUAAUUCCCCACUAUACCAAGGAGUAGAUGCGUGACAC